AUGAAGAUUACCACACCACGUUUUUUACAUUCGCUUCCGCCAAUUUCCUUGACCGGGUUUAGCACACCACCACUCCAACAACGACUACAACACCUUCGACCUGUUGUUCCAAUACACCACCACAUUUUUGUUGCCUCGUUUUCCCAAACAGUAAUUUCCCAAGGCAAAUUAUCGAAAUUCUUUAAAGAGAUUUUUUCGCUGAAUGACCCCGACCCAAAACCGAAGAUAAAUGAUAGUUCAAGUAAAAAUGUAUAUAAAACCUCCUCACAAAAAGCAUCACCACCUCCGCAACCUUUACCACGCCAAGAAACAAAAAGAGCAUUAGAGGAUUACGAAGAUGAAGACUUAUUUGAGGAUAAUGAUAUGGAUGAAGAGAAGAGAAAAAAAAACAAAAAAUUGAAUAAAAUCCCGAAAAAGCUUCCAGCUAUACCAACAAAGACCCCGCAAGAAAUUCACAAUAUAAUGUUCAAUAUCGUGAUGAAGCAUUGUCAGGGUAGAACAAAUCAGGAUGAUUGGUUACAAUUUCGAUUCGAUGAAGAACCAUCAUUGAAAUUUAAGAUUCUUAAAGACUGUACAGCAGCAAUAUCCAGAGAGAUUCCCAAUUUUGAACUCAACAAGAUGCGAACAGUUAACGACGUGAUAAAAUUUUACCUAACAGAACAGGAACCUGAUGAACGAUUAGGCCACCCUGUUGCCGAUUGGUUUGAGAGAAAUAAAGAUAGAUUGCCACCGAAUAUGCAUUUCGUGCCAUAUGUUAAAGAAAGAAAUGUACCGGAAAAGGAGAGAAUGAGACCGAAUAAACGAGAAUUUUAG
Messenger RNA from Ambispora leptoticha, 813 nucleotides. NCBI's taxonomy places the organism in Eukaryota, Fungi, Glomeromycota, Glomeromycetes, Archaeosporales, Ambisporaceae. The record is from the annotation of a GenBank genome assembly.